AUGCAGUCUGCUGAUAGAGGACAGUAUGAAGUACUGAAGGAUGAUGACGUGUCAGUUACUCCAGGGCCCUCUGGCGUACUGCAGUCAAAUACCCUACGACUCGACGAGACCCAUAAUCUGGAUGCCUUCUUCUCAAAUAUCUACCAAUACCACCAGUCGGGCGGCUUUGCUGUAAGGGCUUAAAGUUUUUUGUGGUUUUCGAUUCGUUAUGUGGAGGCGGUUUCUACUUUUUUCUUCCUUGCCAAUAUAUGCAACCAGCGCGUUGGGUUGGUGUGCCACCAGUCUCGCCGGGACGGUCUGUUUUGGGAGAUUAGUUGUUAACCACUUUAAUUAAUGGAAUUCAUUACAAAAGGCGUACUAUCUGACGCAGAUUGGCAAUGCCGCGAACGAGGAAGUAUAUGACUUAAGUUUACCCUCCGUCGAAAGAAUUACGACUAACCUGCGUAGUAUGAAAAGGGAAUUGAUAAUGUAACAGUGAAGGUCCACGUCCAUCAAAAUAUUCUAAGAAGGUCAUUUGUCGGACUGCUUUGUACUUUUUGGCUGCACUCAGCAACAUUUGGAAGUAAUAAGAGAGCAUCGUGGACAGGCUGCAUAUGCCAGACAUUUUCGAACUCCAGGCCCCCGAGCUAUGUACUGAAUUUAUUAGCGCGUUUGCAUCUGGCCUUACCUAUGUCUACAUCAGCAGUUUUCUGCCAGGUUAUGUUUAACGACGGCUAACCUUGAGAGUGCGGGUUGGGACGUCAUGAAACCUCAAAGGUAGCGGGCUGGUCAAAUCUCACACUCCCUCAGCAACAAAUGUAGUACUUGGCAGUCACUGAUCAGUAGACUCGACGCUGUUUGUGCGGUUGGGUGGAGGAGCCGUCCGGAACAACUCGAUCAAAUUUCUAAAACGAGGCAUGCGCAUACAUAGAGGGUUUUUGAAAUAGGGGUACAGCUGUCGGCGAAGAAUACCGCUGCUUUCGUUCGUCCCGUUCUCCUGAGCUUGCAGCACUCCGAACAGCGUCUUCUGACGAUUUUUUUACCGCCACCAACAAUAUCAGAGUUCCACAUACGUUGUUAGCUUGCUCAAACGACACCCCUACUCUAUUAUAUUACUCGCGCAAACUUCCUGAAAAAACUUCCUCUCCCUCGUUCCUCACAGUCCAUAAAGACGACACUAAACUUCUCCCAGAAUGCGUGCUACAUUGCGAUCGGUCUCGCUCAUUUGCACCUCAUAUGCUUAUAUGUCCUGACGGCUGUGUAAGUUUUGCACCAGGUCGCCAAAUUCACAAAUCUCUUGUAUAUUCUGAGAUUUUUUGUCAAGUUAAUUGUCUAGAAUAGUUUCCGUUAGACCACAGAAUGCGUGAGAAAUCGUGUGCUUGAUUUACAGACACCAGAAAUGUCACUCCUUCACUGAAACACCAGAAAUCUCGUUCCACUGAUUUUGACAUACAGUCCCAUCUGAUAUAGUCUCGCGAACAAUUCAGUGGCUUCCGGUUUCCCAAACACAGUUAGUCCUGUGCGCCUUCGACGAAGAUGUACGACAACUUAGUCUAAUUCCGACAUUAAAGAGUGGAAAUUUAUGCUCUGUAUAUAACCACAGAGAAAGGCCUUUAAAGGCUGCUUGGAAUUCCAAUUCCGUCUCUGAAAAUGUUUUGUAGUUUUAAUUCCUGCUCGCUGCUGCACCUGCAAAAGCACACUACAACCCUUGUACGUCGGGUCAUAAGGCACGCUAAGUUCCUCGUUUGUAUGUUGCCAGCUGCAUAGAGCUGAAGGCAAACAUUAGCUGUGUUAGACGCUGUACGUGCAUCAGUUUUCAAUCCUGUUCGAGGUGUUUUAUUCAUGCCCAUCAGCCUUUACUAACUAGCUUUUCAUGUUUAGUUAAUUUCCAAACGAAAAUAUGAGCAAGGACUCCUUACAAACUGCGGACGUAGGAAGUUCGCCUAGAGCCAAAGGCGUGCUGGUAUGCCGCCUCAUGCAUAUGAAAAGUAGUCGAGAUUGUUCUUUAACGUGCUGGCUCUUCACGGUUGAUUUCGGUGCCUUCUCCUGAUCAGAGGAAGAACUUGUACACAUUGUUCUCCACAACGUUGAGUUAACCCUCUAAGUCAUUCGAUGCUACACUUUGUUUAUUAUUAGGGCUUUUUUAUGAAGGAUUAUAUCUCCAGCGGCAUCGUGAGUCCCUAUGCCGGAUAAUGGCACUAGAUCGUGUACCGCCAAAAAUCAUCGCCAUGAUCAAGGCCUACUACCGCCCUCACCACUGCGCGAGUUCUGGUUCAUAACAAUAUUUCCCAUCCGUUCGGUAUUCGGUCUGGCGUUCGACGGGGUUGUAUCCUGUCGCCCAUCCUCUUCAACUACGCUGCUGACAGAAUUCUCGGGAGGACCCUACAUGAAGGUGACAGUGUUGAGUUUGCACCCGGACGCCGGCUGACUGACCUCGACUAUGCGGAUGACAUCGCCCGGCCAGCUUCAAGUUUUGGUGAUCUACAGUCUGUGGUGACACGGGUGAACGAGGUCGCUAAGUCGGUCGGUCUAUCCAUAGGCGUUGGGAAGACCAAAGUGCUUUCAAGCUGCACCCUUGACCAGGAGGAGGCGCCUCUCGAGAUUGGUGGUUGUCAGCUUGAAGAAGUAGUCACUUUUAAAUACAUCGAGGCGAGGCUGCUGCCGAAUGGGCAGAGUGAGGACGACAUCGUCUCCCGAACUGGUGCUGCCCGCCGAGUUUUUUCAAGCCUUAGGAAAUGCCAAUGGAUCCGACGUGACCUCUCCAUCGCCACUAAGAUUCGCGUGUACCGUGCAUCUGUCCGGUCUGUCCUGUACGGCUGUGAAUGCUGGGCUGUGCGCGUGGAGGACGAGCGAAAACUGGAGGUAUUCGACUUGAGGUAUUUACUUGAGGGCCAUCCUUCGAGUGAAGUUAACUGACUUCGUCUCAAAUGAGACAGUCCACGCUCGCUGCGAAAACAUUGCAAGGAUAACCCAGACCAUCCAAGAAAGGCGACUGAGGUGUUUCGAGCAUGUUCUUCGUCGUCCACCUCAGGAGCUCAGUCUUACUGCUGUCGAUUCGGCACCGUUGCCCCAUUGGAGGCGUCGAAGUGGGGGUCAACUCAAAACCUGUCUCGACACAGUUCGUCAGACAUGGAGGCGAUUCUUGGACCUUCGGUAUUCGGUCUCCGUCGUUGGCGAAGGGAAUGAGUUGAGCUGUCCAGAUAUGCUGCCGCGGAUCGUCACGCGUGAAGAGGUACAGUUCGGGACAUCAUGGAGGCCGGCUAGAUCAGACAUGUUCGCAGACGUACUUAGUCAGCGCCUGAUUACGUAUAGACGCCAUCAGAACCGCAUAUAACCCUUCUGAAAGUCCAGUCAACGACGUAGUUGAGCGAUCUAGGCGACAUUCUCUAGCCACAACCACGGUCUCAACGAAUGCAGGUAGAAUAAGCGACAUUACACAACCCUUUUUGAGUUGUUAGUUUAAUAACUGUCGGCUGGGUGAGUGUGAUUUGGAAGUUUCACAGAAUUGGAGCAAUCGUUAGACGACACAGUGUCCAGUUCCUUUGCGCGCCACAGAACUGGACCCUGCUGUGGGGCAAUAAAGCAAGCAGCUGUCAGUUGCCGAUGACCAUGGUGGAACUAAGAAGCGCGAGCCUGCAUAUUUGGUCGAAGCGUUGGCGUCAAACUCAAAACCUGACUGCUUUGUGUCUUAUAGUAGACCCGCGAAUCUUCAAGCUACUUAAAAUUGGUAUGCCACCGUCCUUUGCAGCGAUGUCGACAAGACCUAAUUCACUGCAUUUCUCGCACUUCAUCCUACUUCUCAAAGACUGAUACACAGUGUCUGAGUCCGAGCUAUCUCUCUGGUGGCAAUGGCCCUUCACAACACUGGUUUCAUCCUCUGUCAGCGUUCUGAUUUUCCUCAGCCUCAGUGUUGUAUCGGAGAUUUCUUCGGUAGGCCGGAUAUCACAAUAGUACGUAGGCUAGAGAACGAGAGAGAUAUCAUUGAGUGCAGGCAGCCAACUUGACAAGUUUUCGAGAGCCGUCCACGAAAGCGCUACUUCCACCCAACUUUUCCUGCAUUGUUGGUUGGUUUUGUCGUCAUUGGACGGAAAACGUUAUCGUUGCAGCAUCCAACCCGUGUUAUCUUGCAUUAAUUCCGUCACUGUGGUGCCUCUGAGCCUGUCAGCGAGCUGUCCCAGUUGCUUUUUUAACUGAUGGCUUCAUUGAUGACCUGUUAGUGCCGAUUUUUCCUCCUUUCUGACUGGUCGGAGCUUUGACUGUGUGGUUCUAUCGUGACUUUGCGACAUGCAGGCACGUGGCAUGAGCCGUGUUAGGCGUGGAGGAGGCUCGAGAUUUCAGGUGCAUGAAGACAAAACCAUGAUCCGAUCCGUCGGCAUCUUAUUGACAAACAGUCGACUGCGUUCAGUGGAACUCAACAGUCUUCGAUUUGAUAAGGGAGCCCAAAACGACUGACCCGGUAGCUGUUGGAAGAGACAUCUGACCCAGUCUAGGACAUUUGCUUUCGGGUGAAAAAGAUAUCGCUAGACCCUUCGGACAUCUAAAUAGCUUGUUAGGUGCUCUGAUUGUGGCUUAUUCUCGGUGUGGAUUUUGCUGCGCUCGAAUGAGUUAGUCGCUUUUUGGAUGAAUACCAAGGUCGAAGGUUCUGACGCACAGUGUAGACUUCUUGAGAUGUCUACUCUAAGACCCUAUGGCUGGCAGAAGCUGUCAGCCAGUUUUUCCCGCUUUACACAGUUUUGCUCAUUUUCAAUUGGCUUGUUAAAAUUUCAGCCACAAUUUCCACCCGAGUUCCAGCCUCAUGUAGGAGAUGUUGGAGGCAGGCUCUGUAGGGCGAAGGGAUAGCCACUUUUAUGCAACUUUCAGAUCUCCGUUUCACAAACUAGUAGUUCGUUGACUUGGGUGCGCAGAAUUGCCAAUAGAAGCGAAGAGACGAGUCCCAGGAAGCAGUCUUGAAGAAGUCUUGUCCCAGCGAUCGUGUCUCCUUCUUCAAGGUGCGCAGAAUGCCGUCCAGCACCCAGUCAUACACUUGCUUCACACUGAGUCAUUUUAGCAGACGUGACCCUUUUGGUAGCGCCCACAUUCUUGUUUAUCAAGCUGCCAUCGCCAUCCACUUUCUGCACAAACGUAAUUGUUCAGUGGUCUUUUCUUCCACAUUCUGAAAAUUUUUCCAGUUGUCUUAUCAGUCUUCAUAACUGCUCUCAGCCUUCGGAAAUCUCGGAGGAGUACUACGUCUACAGUUUAAUUCGCAGACUUGGGUCAUCAAAGGUUCCGUUUUCAGUUUCCAUUUACCGUUGUGCUAGGCAGACAUUUCACCACUUUUUGAUUUCAUAGUCUGCUAUUUUCAGUUCAAACUAACUACCGACUUCAGUCAAACUGGGCUAAUUAGGUAGCUAUCCUCCCUCAUCGGUACGCGUUGAACAUGCGAUCAUUGAAACGGUGGUUGUAUUAACUUGUCAAACGUUCACACCGUCUUCUGAUGAAAAACAAAAUUAGAUUGUCUGACACAGUUUGGUGCCGCUCGCGAACUCACAUCUCAAGCCCGAGAGGCAGGGAGGGAGGGUGAGUUAACUCACUGUGAGCCACUGAACUCUCAAGCUUCAUUGACUAGCGACCCUGUCAAGUCUAGUGCCUUCUUCACCUCCGUAACGCACUCGCCCCUCGUCUAUAUUCGCCACUCUCUCUCUCCCUCUCUCUCUGUGAAGCAAGCACGGACUAAUGGGCGCCAGUCUGGGCCUUCUGAGGCUUCUGGCCGGUUGCGAUAGAAAUGGUUCGUCCCUGAUUGCCACUGACAUUUACUCUUUUCUCUUGUUUACGGAAAAUUAAGUGGGAAGAGGAGCCGUACAUGCACGCAACUUUUUUCUCUUUUGAAACAGCAAGCGAAUGUUUACUAACUACGUGACCCCUAAAGUAGCCUCAAUUAAUCGGGCAGACUGGUUCCUUGAAGUUUCUAUAGGCUUGAAAUUCCCGCUGAUGAGUUCUCCCCGCCAACUUACUUGUACUUGAUACGGUUGCGAUCAUGCCUGAUCUAGCCGACCUCGAUGAUGUCCCGAACUGUACUUCUCCACGCAUGACGAUCCGCGGCUGCAGAUCUGGACACCUCAACCCAUUCCCUUCGCCAACGACGUAGACCGAAUACCGAAGGUCCAAGAAGCACCUCCAUGUCUUGACGAACUGUGUCGAGCCAGGUUUUGAACUGACCCCCUCUUCGACGCCUCCAAUGGGGCAACGGUGCCGGAUCAAGGGCAGUAACACUAAGCUCCUGAGGUGGACGACGAAGAACAUGCCCGAAACACCUCAGUCGUCUUUCUUGGUUGGCCUGAGUUAUCGUGGCAAUGUUGUCGCAGCGAGCGCGGGCUGUCUCAUUUGAGACGAAGUCGGUGAACUUCACUCGAAGGAUGGUCCUCAAGCAGUGGUGGUCAAAUACCUCCAGUUUUUGGUCGUCUUCCACGCGCAAAGCCCAGCAUUCACUACCGUAGAGAAGGACAGACCGGACAGAUGCACGGUACACGCGAAUCUUAUUGGCGAUGGCGAGGUCACGUCGGUUUCAUAGGCAUUUCCGAAGGCUUGAGAAAACCCAGCGGGCAGCAUCAAUUUGGGAGACAAUGUCGUCCUUACUCUGUCCACUAGACAGCAGCCUCGCCCCGGGGUAUUUAAAACUGUCUACUUCUUCAAGUUGACAGCCAUCAAUCCCGAGGGGUGCCUUCUCCUGGUCAGGGAUGCAGCUUGAAAACACUUUGGUCUUCCUAGCGUCUAUGGAUAAACCGAUCGAUUAAGUGGCCUCGUUCACCCGCCAAACGAUUUUCCUUCGACGCAGUUGUUGCGCCGCUGUUCUUCUGCUAUUCUGUAACAGCUAGUUGCUUCAGGCGAGAUUGCGCAACCCUGCAGGAUUAAACGUGCUAACCAGUUAGGGUUGCACCAUUUCCAGAAGCUGGCCUUGCCUAUUCGCCAGUACUCUGCGCUCCAUCGUUGUGUAGGCCAGGAUUGUUGAAUCACCACCUCGCAUCGACAUCGUGUCGUUAGACUCUGCUCGUCUGGUGCUAUGCGCCCUCCCUCCCGCCCCGCUAAUUCUUAGUACUGCGUGGAUCUGUGUAUCAUGCCACCUGACUUUAUCGCUUAAGGAAGUUUUUUCUGAUGGCUGUGUUGAAUCUGCGACCCUGUCAAGUCUAUUACCUUCGUCUCCGUGACGCACUCGCCCCUCACCUUUAUUCGCCACUUCCUCUGUGAAGCAAGCACAGGCAAGUGGACGCCAGUCUGGGCCUUCUGAGGCUUCUGGCCGGUUGCGAUAGAAAUGGUUCUUCCCUGGUUGCAGCUGACAUUUACUCUUUCCUCUUGUUUACGGGAAAUUAAGUGGGAAGAGGAGCCGUACAUGCACGCAACUUUUUUUCCUUUUUUGUAACAGCAAGCGAACGUUUACUAACUACCUGACCCCUAAAGUAGCCUCAAUUAAUCGGGCAGACUGGUUCCUUGAAGUUUGUAGAGGCUUGAAAUUUCCAGUGAUGAGUUCUCCCUGCCAGACGAUUUUUCUUCGAUGUAGUUGUUGCAUCGCUGUUUUUCUGCUAUUGUCUAACAGCCAGCUGCUUCAGGCGAGAUUGCGCAACCCUGCAGGAUUGAACUGGUUAGGGUUGCACCACUCCCAAAGGCAGGCAUCUGCAAGCCUUACCUAUUCGCCUCUACUCUGUGCUCCAGCGUUGUGUAGGCUAGGAUUGUUGAAUCACCGCCUCGCAUCGACAUCGUGUCGCUAGACUCGGCUCGUCUGGUGGUGCUGCUCUCCCGCCCUGCUAAUUCUUAGUACUGCGUGGAUCCGUGUAUCAUGCCAUCUGACUUCAUUGCUUAAGGAAGUCCUUCUGAUGGCUGUGUUGACUCUGCGACUCGGAUUUUUUUUCUACUACAGUGCAUUGUUGAACGAAAAGUGCGCAGCAUACCCCAAAUGACAGAAGGCCCUUACUGCUGUUAUGCAGCUCUAGCGGCCAUCCGCGCGUACACCGCCGUCACGGGAGAUGUGUUUUUUUCUUCUUGCUAGUCUGACGAACGCACGCACAGGCCUCGUCGUUUGCUGACGCGUGACGAGGGUGAAUUGCGUUGGAGGCGUAGUUUAGCGUAAUCUUGCUCGACUGAUUCGUUAAUUUUAUCCGGAAUGUUUUUAAUAGCUUGCUCGUUUACUCGGCUGCGUUCCUGAUCUGCCUUGCGUAAUCUUUGCCCCGAGGCAACUGGACUGAACUGUCGUCGUUCAGGUUACUGUGCUGGUUGUCGUCGAAAAAACUAGCCUGGGGAGACGCUUUCCCCUGUCUGCCUCCGAUCUCGCCACUCUCCCCUCCCCCCUCCUCCCCCGGGCUUGGAGCAUCUAACGAUGCUUUUGCCUCACACUCCUUUUCGCUUCCCUGGAGCGUAUGUAGACCAGAUUUUUUAAGUUCUCUAGAUGAAUAUUGAUGCUCUCGAGUGGGUUUUUUCAUGAGAACUUUACAAACUGAACCGAAUACUUUGAAAGCACGUGUGUACGCUUUUAUUUGUGUGAGGUCUUCCGCUGGCCGUGACCAAAAUUUCCCCCUUUCUGAGUAGGAAUGUCACCCGUGUAUGUGAGAUCCGGGUUGCCAUCACCGGGAUUUGGUGAUUGUAAUGAGAACCAGCUCGUGUGUGGCGCGCGUAGACGACCGUUCGGUUUUGUGCCUGCGCCCGCCUCCGGCUAUCUUAACAGUGUCUUAAAAUCUAAGUACGGUGGGCGAGCGAGGAGGGUAUGCCGACUGUUGUGAAAAUAGGUCGGCUUCCCACAGAAUCUGGAAUUUAAUUGCUGUCGAAGGGAACUGUUGUGUAAUUCGAAGGGAAAAGGAGGGUGCCGCCGUUUCUUAAAGGAAAUUUACACAGUGCUGGGGACUUACCAAUACAGUUGCACAAAAGGACGCUUGUUCGAUUUUUUUGUUUAAAACUCUGCAACUACUUAAGCAUCGGGUUAUUUUGUAAUACUAGUUCCCUGCCGGUAUAAAAAAGUCGCCCACAGUAUACGACAGAAUUUUCGAGGCACUUAAAUAGAGAGGACUGCUCAUUUCUUUAAUUUCGACUUAGUUUGGGCGUCGCUUCGUAAUGGCUCUCAACUGAGAAUCGUCCCAUCUAUUGAUCGCAUUCGCGACAAUCACUUGCCUAUUUUCGGUGCUUGGCAAGAGUAUGGUAUGUAAACCCCUCCUGAAAAGGCUAUAGUUAAAUAAAACCCUCUUGCUAACCAUAGCCAUGCUAGUAAUGGGUAACCUUAGUCCAUAACCCGUUAGCCCUUUAAGGAGAACUCAAACGUAACCUUUAACUCGAUCCAGGCCUUAAGACCCCAACCCUAGCCUCAGCCCCAAAUCUAAACCAUAGCCCAAGCGUGGAAACCCUAGCCUUAGGAAUACCCCAACCCCUAAUGCUAACUCUGACCGUAGCCUUAACACUGAGCUUGAGCUGGAUACGGGCAACUUUAACGAUAAUUAAGGUGAAAAUCCGCGUCUCGCAUAACCCCUUUCGAAACCUAUUGUCAGGCAAACCGUUAUGAACCACACCUACCUAGAUAAGGGGGUUUACAGAUCCUACCCUCGCCCAAUACUUUUGUAGUCAUUUUUCCCAAAGCGAAAGCUUUAUGUGAUUACUUCUUAUUGAAAGCUAGUCUUUGAAGAAGCAAUGGAAAAAGGAGCGGAUAACUUUUCUGGGAGGGAGACGCUCUGCAUGCGUACACGCCCGCUUUAUCAGGUUUAAGCCAGUGCCCCCCGCCAAGAGAGUCACGUGGUAUAUGCACUGAACCGACAUGAAGACCAUAUCGGAUUUUGGCAGGCGCUAUCGGAAUGCGCAGCACAACAAAUGCCAAAAUUCUGGGAUGCGGUGGCAGACCCAGUUACCAGUACACGUCGGGCACAUUGAGACCCCUGCCGCCCCCCAUUCCUUUUUGUUGGUUAAAAUCCUGAUCAUUUGCUGUGUGGACCUGGGGGGUGUGGAGUGGAUGACCGGGUUCGGGCUCGACCGUUCCAUCCACCUGCACCCUCCCCCGCCUCCGGUCUUCUUGACACCGGACUCGGGCGGGGGAGGAGGAAGGAGUGCGGUUGAUGCUGUGCAAGUCUACUACCACUGCAAAUUAAUUCACGCACAAGUCACUGUCCCUGCUCCAUCUUUCUGUAAAGUAUACGGUGAACGCCGUCGGCAACGACGGUCGAACUGUCAGGUUUAAGCCAUGCCAAUUGUAGGGUCUGGAGCGAAGGUCUUCUGUCCCUCAGCGCCUGACUGGAAUAAUUGACUGGCAGCCCGAUUAACCGGAGCUGUUGUUGUCACUACGCAAACGCUUCAUCCGUCGCCACGAAGGUCCUCGUGUACCGGUCAGGUGUUUGGCUGUGCGCGUGGAAGAUGAGCGAAAACUGGCUUCGUUUUCCCACCGCUGACUGAGGACCAUCCUUCGAGUGAAGUAUGCCGACUUCGUCUCAAACUAGGCAGUCUGCACUGCCUGUGACAGCAUAACGAGGAUAUAUCAGGCCAUCCAAGAAAGACGACAGAGAUGGUUGGGUCACGUUCCUCGUUGUCCGCCUCAUGAGCUUAGUGUUGCUGUUCUCGAUCUGGCGCCGUUGUCUAUCGGGAGACCUUGAAGAGGAGUUCAACUCGAAACUUGGCUCGCUAAGACCCAUUGGUGAUUCUUGUGCCAGCGAUGCUCCGUCUCCGUUGCUGGAGGAGAGAAUGACUUGAGCUCCACAGAUCGGCUGCCGCUGACCACCAUGCAUGGAGAAGCCGGCUAGAUGAGACAUGAUCACAACUGGGCCAAGUCGACCAUAACAGCCGAACUGUGGUCGUCCAAAUCUCCGAUUGGGCCUAGCAUCGGGCGACUUGGUGGACGAGCGGUUUCGUGUAGUACCUGAACAGUAAUUUAAAAAUCCUUAUUCCCGCCCCCCCCCUUCCACCUAGAGACGCACUGACUGAAGGCCCAAGGGUGGUGAAACCUCAUUAAACACGGAUAACUUUUGCUAUACGGCAGUACUGUCAUGACUCAUGAGCUUUUUUAUAGAUUUGCUGGUACGUUCCACUACCUGUCGUCGGCCAGCCUGACCGUCACAGGCAACUUGUUCACGAGGUCGAUUCAUCCGUGACUUGUGCAUGUAUAUGUUUAUAUUGGGGUGAACUUGCGCAAGACAACCGUAUGCGGACAUGGGUGCAAUUGCCGGCAAAGCGAAGUACUUUCUCUACGCAUGGUCCUUAACCCACCUUCAUUCAGUGGGCUUUCUGGCCUUACAUAAGUACUGUGGGUAGCAUAUUUUGUAGAGCAUUAGCCGAAAUUCUGAAACGGGAUUUCUGUGAGAAAGGAUGGAUUACUUAGGUGGGUUAUCAUGCAUUACAAUCCCGAGAUGUUUCAGUCACACCCAGAUGCCGUUUUCAAAUGCACGUCCUUCCGGCCGCCCGGAAAAAUUACAUCCGCUAAAAAGUCUACUUUCGCAGUUUUUUCCACAGAAUUUCGAUAUAUUCUAUAGAAUGCAUACACUUGAAUAUCCAUUUUGCUCUUAUUGUGCAGUUGAUUUGGUCUUUCCAUUUUCAAUUCUAGGAAACGGUACCUUUCGCUUGUGGAAAGUUUUUGAAACCGUGCAAUAUCUGUUGAAAUAGCGUGUUUUUUGUACGUAUAAAAUAUAAAACUCAAGCAGGUGACCUAUUUGAUGAAACGUUGGCCGAUAGUCUGAAUACGGCUUCGAGUAGAAGGGAUCACUUGAGCGAAGUUAUAGCAUUGUUUAUCCUUCAGCAUAACCUUAAGAUAUUUCAGUCACGCCAGGAUGCUGGUCUUCAAAUGCGCCUCCCUCCGGCUGUCUGCAAAAGACGCCACAUAUUACGAAUUUAUCCCAAUUAUAGGUGUUAUGACAGAUUUCAAAUAAUUCACUUUGACUCAACUGUGAAAAACUCGGUGCCUUGGUGGGAUUCGAACCCACGACAGCAAGGGAGGGACUUUAUUACAGCCAACGCUCUAAUCAUCUGAGCUACGAGGCCCCGCUGGGCGACGCGAGUUUAAUCACAUUUGGGUCAAGUUUACCCGACCAACUUAUCUCAUUUACUUUCGAAUUAAUUAUAUGUUCAAGUAUACUUUAUAGAAAACACACAAAAUAUCAUUUCUCACACUCGUUUGGUAGCAUAUCACGUCUUCUUCAAAUUUUGUAUCCGAAAAAGAGGUAUUUUUCGGUCUUAAACAGUUUUUGAAUCCUCGCAUAAUUUUGAACCCGACCUGCCCUCUUUUACGGUUUCUAAACAUCAAACUUCAUACACCCGAUAAGCAAAAAAAUAUUUAUUCCUCUACACCUUUUAGAAGAAUUUUGCGGUGUAUUCUUGUCAUAAAAAUCUCACUAUAAACGUGAUUUGCCACCAAAUAAGUGCAAGAAAGGAUAUUUUUUGCAUGUUUUCUAUAAAAUAUAUUUGAAUUCAUAAGUGCACUGGAAACUAAUGUAACAAAUGCGUGCCACGUAAGUAGUCAUUUUCUAGAAAGUGUAGUUUUGGCGGACGACCUUAACUAGGCGCAUUUGAAAGCCAGUGUCCUCGCCUGACUGAAACGUCUUAUGAUUUUGCUGCACGACAAUCAGUCUCACAAUGCAUUUCAACAUUUUGGGUGGCAUUUCAGAAGAUAAGUCACUUUCUUUACGUCAAUGUCAGCCGCACACUUCUAGGAGAUCCAUGUGACAUCUUUUUUAAAACCGUGAGAAUUGUGUGAUUUUCUUCAAGUCAAAAAUGCACAACUUGCAGUUUAGAAUCUUGAAAAGUAACUGCAGCGGUAGGCCGGGUUCGAGAUCAUCCGGCAAUUGGGAAUUCUUAAAAACUGGAAGAUACCAUUUCUAUGUGCAGGAAAUUAAAAAAGGGGAUGUAAUUCACUACAAAAUGAGUAGUACACAGAGGCUUUCUCAGUGUACGAUUUCUAUAUUUGGAUUUAAAAGAAUCGAAAUAUGAUUUAAAAAAUCAUACAACAGUAGGUGGGCUGCCUCAUGAAAUAUGGACCGAAAUUCCGGAAUGCGUUUUCGUCUCGAACAGAUUAAUUAAGUAGCGUUGUAAAACUGAUUAUCACGAAGCAUGAUUCUAUAAUAAUUCAGUUACCUCAGGAUGCCGGCCUUCGAAAAAACUUCUUUCCGACUGCAUGCAAGAACUACACUCUGAGAAAUGACUACUUAAGUAGCAUGCAUUUUUCUCAUUGAUUUUCGAUGCCCUUAAAAAAUUCAAUUAUAUUUCUUGGAAAACAUGCGUAGAAAUAUUCACUCCAUUACUCAUUUGGUAGAGAAUUAUGUCUUCUUCUAAUUUUGUGCUCGAAGGAAAAGUAUUAUUCGGUUUUUAAAAACUUUUCUAAUUCCCGAAUAAUUUUGAACCCGCUCUGCGGUCACACUUGCAUUCAGGGUUUCCAAACUACAAGCCAUAUAUUUUGUGCGUACGGAAAACCACACUUUCUCUACGAUAUUAAGUAGAGACCAUAUGGGGUUCAUAAAAUUUAGCAUUGGAUUUGAUCCGUAUCGUUAAAUUUACAAGCCACAUUGGUAAAUGCAGAGCUAUAGCGUUUUAUGAAUGGCCAUUUUCGGUAUUAAAAAGUCUCACAAUUAGAAACUUUUUUAAAACCGAAUUAUGUCCCUCCUUCGAGUUUAAAAUUGAAAGAAGACGUAAUUUUCUACCGAAUGAGCGAAAGGAUGAAUAUUUUAUACAUGUUUUCCGUAAACUAUAAUUGAACUUUUGCGGGCAUCGAAAGUCAAAGAGAAAACUGCAUACUACUUAAGUAGUCAUUUUUACAGAGUUUAGUUUUUGUAUGCAGCCGGAAGGAAGUUCGUUCGAAAGCCGGCAUCCUGAGGAAACUGAAUUAUUAUGGAAUUAUACUGUAGAAUGAUUAGUUUUACAACCCGACUUAAUCUUUUCGAAACGAAAACGCAUUUCAGAAUUUCAGUUGACAUUUCAUGAGUUAGCCCACCCACUGUACACAAGUACUCAUUUUUAGCGGCUGUAAGUUUUGAGAUCGUCUGGAAAAAAGUACAUUCUAGCGAACCUGAAAUGCCUUGUUGCUUAUGCUGCGUGAAACUGACUAUUACAACCCAACCUAAGUAAACCCUUCUAACCAAAAUCACAUCUCGGAAUUUCGGCCAACAUUCCAAGAUAUAUGUCAACUAUUGUACUACGGAAUACUGAUUAGUUCGAGAUCGUUUGUUUUGUGAAGAAAUACUGGAUUCCCACUCGAAUCCUUCAUCAGGGAUAGGGCCAGACAAGCGUAGUGGAUUUCCCAGGUGCUACAGUAUUUAUAGGAUGUAGUCGCUAGGCCGCUACAUGCCUAUUACAGUUGGCGGCUCCCGAGUGCAUCGCGGCUCGACUGGCCAGGUGUUGAAGUAUGCAUACAUUAAUGAAGUCCACGAGCCAAGCCGAUCGAAGAUAUGAUUAGACGCAGGACUGACUUGGUGCAAGGUCACUGUCUUGCGCGGUAGCAGCCGUGGUGGUGGGUGUGAUGUGAAUGAACUGUCGUCAUCUCGGUCCUCACAACUGUCUGGACCCCUAGACCUGUUCGAUUUUUGGCCCACUGAAGAAUUGCUCUGUUUUCCUCCCUACGCUUUAGGUGGUUUUCACCUGUUGCGUCCUCACGGCGCUCAAGUUUGCCUUCUUAUUCUUCUGCAUCAUCGAACUGACGGUGUGUAUGAAAUGGGACAAGUUGAUGAAUAGCAGUGCCGUCAUCAGCGACUGGAACGAUGUCAUCUCGCCGCCGGCUGUCUGUUGGGCCAGGUUGCCACCACUGGCAGCUAUCUGUCUCGCGGUUGCAGUCAUCGUCUUCGCUGCGCACCUCGUUCGCUCCAGUAUUUUCAUGAUGCAGGUCUGGGGAGUUCGCCGAUUCUGUAGCAUGGUCCUCGACCUGCCCACCGGUGAUGCUGAGCUGGCCGAUAUCACCUGGUCCGAAGUCCUGCAUCGCCUAUUGUCCUGUCAGGACCAGAUGCGACUCUCGCCCUCCAAGCCCCUGCUCGAUGAGCUGGACAUUUACAACAGAAUUUUGCGCCGAACAAACUAUCUCAUCGGUAUGAUCAAUCGGGAGGCGAUUCCCUUCCGAUUUCGAGUACCGAAGUGUCUCUUUCCCAACCACCACUACAUCUACCUGCCGGACUUCUAUCUCCUCAACCUCAACUACCUGUUGUUUUGGGGCCCAAAAUGCCCCUUCGUCACCUAUUGGAAACUGCGGCCUGAGUACAAGUGGCUUACAAAGCGGCAGGAGUUGGCAGACGAGUUGGCCACACAGUCGCGCCUAGCGGGCCUUGUUGGUCUUUGUUUGAGUCCGUUUGUCCUUCUGGUCCAGCUCCUGCUCUUCAUGUGUUCCAACUCGAAACGCCUGCGUUACGAGCCCGCCUCCCUGUUUGGUCGUCGGUGGUCUAACUACGCCCACUACUACCUACGUCACUUCAACGAACUGCAUCAUGAAUUUGUGGUGCGUCUGAAUCAGGCCUACUUGCCGGCACAGCAGUACCUGGACUGUUUCCCCUCGCGUCUGCUCAAUGUGAUUGCAGACAACGUGGUCUUCUGCAUCGGCGGUGUCUCCCUGCUCCUCUUCGCUGCCAGUCUUGUUCGCGAACAGUUGCUCCAUCUGCCGGGUUUCCUGGCUGUGCUGGCUAUCGGCGGUCUGCUGACAAAGGUCUGUGCCAGCCUCCUGCCAGACGAACAGGCGGUGCACUUCCCGCGCGCCAGACUGAUUGAGACGCUGUCACGCAUCCACUACAUGCCCGAUCACUGGAAGGAGCAUGCGCACACCCACCAGGUGCGCUAUGAGUUCUCGGAACUGUUUCAACUGCGGAUUGUGGGCGUUCUGGAGGAACUGGUCUCACCCAUCCUCACUCCUCUCAUCCUACUCUUUUAUCUGCCCAACCACUGUUUGGAGAUAGUUGAUUUUCUGCGCAACUUUACUGUCGAAAUUGCCGGUGUGGGAGACAUCUGCAGCUUCGCACAGUUGGACAUCCAACGCCACGGUCAUCCAGACUGGAGUCCCCACUUCGACGACGACGAUGCUGAUGAUGAUGGCUCACCGCGUCACCACAAACAACAGGCCUAUGGCAGUCCGGCCCUCUCCCCGCAGCAGCCCUCUCCACCCUCUUCGCACGAUGAUGAAGACUCCUAUCGGCAUAUGCCCUCUUUUGGAGGCAAAAUUGAGCUGAGUUUGAUGCACUUUCACAUCACUAAUCCGGGCUGGAACCUGCCUCCUGAUAGUCGCGCCUACCUGGCGGCUGUUCGCAAGCAGGCCCUCAAUGACAUCCAGCGCUACCAACAGGAACAGGUGGAUCUGAUGCUGGGCAUGCAGUCCUCUGUGGAGCACCUACAAACCUCCCUAGAGCGUCCCUUGGCCACCCAAGCAGUUUCCCCACAGACCCUCAGCUUGUACCACUCACUAUAUACAGCAACGCCAGUCGCCGGUGGGCAGGGUAAAUUCCCUGAGACCGGACCCGUCUACUCCUCGGAUUUUUCCACUCAUGUCAAGAAUGUCGCUUACCUCUCUGGUCCUGCCGUUAUGUCUGCCGAGACACUGGGUGUCAGGGGUGCCCUUGUAGAGUCCAUGUAUGGCGGUGUGGAAGCGCCACCUUCGGCGGCCUCAUCGCCUGGUCAGCAGUCGCCUUCAAGACCGGCCGCUCCGAAAACCGUCUCGCAGGGUGACCGACAGCACAAGGGUGUCAAACCUUCGGGCUCGUCGAAGGCCACAGACGGGCGUCUGCCUGAGGCGCCUCAGCCCGUCACUGCUACCGGCCCGACAUCCCACAUGUCCUCGAGCGUUCUUAACAGUCCGCGUCUCCUCUUCCCAUUUCACGCUGGCGGCGUGACUCCAUCGGCCAGCCUGAUGGGUGCCUCUGGUCUCUACAGUGCUGCUGCCCUUCAGUUGCCCUAUCAACCCUACACUUCGCAAAUGGAGGACAGAACCUUCCUCAACAGCACCCUACUGAGUCCAAGCUUUGGCACUAGCAUCUGCCUGCACCCCGGCGCCACCCGAGGUUCAGCCACCGGAAUGACUGAACUGACUGCAGAUAUGGACGCCAGCUCGCUCUACAUCCACGAAUUGCACCAGCGUCGUCGUCAGCAGAAACUAGUCCAAACGCCCUCCCCGUCCAGUUUUGCCGCAAGCGUCGCUUCACAGUCCUACCUACGUCCCCUGCGACACAUUGGUGGACCUCACCGCGGAGACGACAACCAUGCGACCGGCGGUGCUUCCUCCGCCUCGAGGAACCAGGGCUGGGAGCCGGCAGCUGUGAGGAAUCUGGACGCACCUGAUUUGCGCUACCAGCAGCCCGGGGGCAGCUCCGCUCGUGCCAGUCAUUACAUUGGCCCGGCGGGUCGAGGUCGUUCCCUCUUCCACGCCUCCGUGGUCUCACGUCCUGGCGCAGACCCCAGACGCCAGUUUGAGGAGGUCGCCGAAGACCCAGAGGAGGAUGCUGAUGCAGUACAGCAUCAUCAGUCGAGGCAGCGUCCCGGUCCCACCCCAACACCACCGCUAGUCCCACCCUCCUCAACAAGCGGAGAGACGACAGCACGCGGACUGCCGCAAGUAGCUCCGCCCCCACCGCUGACCUUCGAGAUUCCUGAAGCCGGGGAUGACGUCCCCAUUUGGCCCGACCUCCCGCCCCCAACCUGUUAA
Spirometra erinaceieuropaei is the source of this 17563-nucleotide messenger RNA. NCBI's taxonomy places the organism in Eukaryota, Metazoa, Platyhelminthes, Cestoda, Diphyllobothriidea, Diphyllobothriidae. The record is from the annotation of a GenBank genome assembly.